AUGCCACAGCACGAUAGCGCCGCGUGGAACACGAUGCUGGGAGCUUACAUCCAGAGCAAUUGCCUCGUCCAAGCGCGGGAGCUCUUCACAGCCAUGCCGGUGAGAGACACAGCGAGCUGGAAUGCGAUCCUUGCCGCGAGCACUCAAAGGGGGAAUCUCUUGCAGGUCGGGAAGAUCUUCUCCACAUUGCCUGAUCGGAGCAUUGUGUCGUGGAACGCGAUGAUCCAUGGCUGCGCACAGAAUGGCCAUGAGCGAAAAGCUGCUGAGUUUUUUGGUAGCAUGGCGAUGGAGGGCGCGGCGAGAAACGAGAUAAGUUUCCAGGCGAUUCUCCUGACUUGCAAUCACGGUGGGAAGCUCCGUGUGGCACUCGACUACUUUCGAUCUAUGGUGGCCGAGUACAACAUUUCUCCAAAUGUGAUUCACUUCCAGGCGAUGGCAGAUGUGCUGGGACGAGCCGGGCUGGUUGCCGAGGCUGAAGGUCUGCUGCUGGUGAUGCCCUUCCAGCCGCAUUUCCUCGCGUGGAAGAGCUUGAUCAGCGCUUGCAAAGUUCAUGGUAGUGGCAAGAACAUCGAUGCAGCUCGUGCCGCAGAGAAACUCUUGGAGAUGAAACCAGGGGACUCUAGCGCUCUACGUGCUCAUGUCGAAUCUGCAAAAGCAGCUACGUCACAUGAGUCCAUUUGGCAGAAUGUCCAAGAGAUUGUCAAGAGCCUGCCAGUGAGAAGAGACGAUGUAGCAUUUACCACUUUGAUUAAUGUUGCGGGUGACUGGAAGCGGCCGUACUGA
This is a messenger RNA of Selaginella moellendorffii, 783 nucleotides long. Its product is annotated as pentatricopeptide repeat-containing protein At2g22070-like. NCBI's taxonomy places the organism in Eukaryota, Viridiplantae, Streptophyta, Lycopodiopsida, Selaginellales, Selaginellaceae. Gene Ontology annotation, molecular function: RNA binding; protein binding. Bases 1 to 783 code for a protein of 260 amino acids. The transcript is spliced from 2 exons. The record is from RefSeq and is a predicted model, not a curated record. Gene Ontology annotation, biological process: RNA modification.